Molecule: messenger RNA, 199 nt
Organism: Candidula unifasciata
Lineage: Eukaryota; Metazoa; Mollusca; Gastropoda; Stylommatophora; Geomitridae
Source: the annotation of a GenBank genome assembly
CAUCACAGGCCCACCCGGACCUCCAGGUCCACCUGGGCUCCCUGGAUCUCUGGAUGUGAUCCCUGAAUUGGAGGUGGGUCAGAAGGGUGAGCCAGGGGAACCUGGUCUGCCAGGAAGAGGGGAAAUUGGCCCCGCAGGUAUUCCUGGACCACCAGGUGAACGAGGUGUGCCUGGACCUCGAGGAGAACAAGGACCAAAG